AUGUCAUUGCUUAAUGUUACUGUUAAAAGAGCAAAAUAUACCGGGAAUCAAACAACCCAACUAAGUAGUUACGUUACUUUAAAACUACAAAACGUGAAAUCAACGACAGUUGUUGUUAGAGGAUCGGAACCGUGCUGGGAACAAGAUUUUUUAUUUGAAACCGAUAAUGUUAACAACAAUGGGCUAUUGGUUGAAGUUUGGACAAAAGGAAUGAUAUGGGAUCGUGCAUUGGGUUAUCAAUUAAUCAAAUUAAAUACGAUACCAGUUCGUGGUGAUGGUGGUGGAUUACAUACGACGAAUUCAUAUAGUACUGAAAAAUGGUAUCCAUUGGAUACUGAUGUUAUAAUGAUGGAUGGUGAAGUUACAGCAACAAAAAAUCCAACUGGUCAUAUGCUAUUACUAGAUUGUCGCUUUGAAUUGCCUUUCGAUCCUGAAGGCACACCUGGAGAUUUGCGGCGUAAACUUGAACUUCUAAAUGGUGGUAUUGUCCAACAAAAUCAACAGCAAAGACAAGCCCAAUAUUUAGGAAACUCGGGGUACUCUGAAGAUAGCGAUUACACAUCAGAUUUUAAUUAUCCAAUUGGACAAGCAAAUUCAUCUGCAAGUCAAUAUCGAAAUAUAUCGACACCGCAUAGGUCAUUAGAAACAUCUAGAGAAAAUUCAUAUGAAAAAGACGAUCGAUCAUCCUAUUACGAUUGUUAUUCUGAUUCAAAGAAUAUGACGUGUUAUUCACCACAAGAAAUGUCUAGUUAUAAAGAAGAAAAUGAUCCGCUGUUUUAUAAUAGUCGACCAAUGAGUAAUAAUUAUAUAUUGGGUAGUAGUAAUAAUCAAAAUGGAACUAAUAUAAAUAUUAAUAAUGGUAGUAAUAUUAAUAAUAGUGGAAAUAUUCAACGUAAACGUAGUUUUGAACGUCAAACAACAAUGUGUGAUUAUGACAAUUAUGAUAAUAAAUUUUAUGAUACAUUAUCAGAUAAUAUAUCAGAAGAUAGACAAUGGGACAGCGGUGGACGUUGUACGUCAAUGAAUACAAAAGUAUUACCAAAAAUUCCAAUUAAAAAUAGUAAUAGUAUGAUUGAUAGUAUAACAAAUGUAACACGUGGUGCAACAUUACCACAACCACCAUAUGGUACAACAACAAUAACAAAUAAUGGGACAUAUACUGGUAGUGGUAUUGGUAAUAUGGAUCAGCAACAAGCAUUUAAAAAAGCUAGAAUAUUACCACAACCUACUGCUGGUAUUACUCCUAUUACUACAUCUGUUAUACAACAACAACAACAAUCUGAUUUAAUAUAUCAACAACAACAGCAACAAUUACAACAACAUCAACCUCGAAUUUUACCUCAACCAAAAACAGCGAGUGGUCCUGGUACAAUAAUACCAACAAUGCCAAUUGGUGCAGCAAUAACAACUGAUUAUAACUAUUUUUAUACAAGUCAAGAUAGCUUAAAUUAUUAUAAUGAUAAUAAUUUAAUGACGUCAACAACAACAGCUACAGGAAAUAUAACAACAGCAACAACAACAACAGCAGGACAAAUUAGUGGAACUGGAAAUGUUGCAAAUGCAAUUAGUAGAAAAAGUAAAACACUACCCUCAGUACCGGUACCAAAAUUAGGCAAAACAAAAUAUUCUAGAUCACUAGAAGGUAAUGAUAAUGAUGUUAUAACAACGACAACGGCUAAUAAUGAGUAUUAUUAUGAAUCGUCAUUAAUUGAUGCACCGACAACAAGAAAAUCACAUAAAAAGUUACCACAACCUGGUGUUAAAACUGAUAACGGAAAGGUUGAAAAUGGUACAUCUUCAAAAUAUUCUUCACCUAUUCUUGGUACUGGUAGGACGGAUACAAAAAUUAAAACUACAGAAACGGAAAAUAUAAUAUCUGAAUUAACAACACCAAAUAGUACAAUAACAACAGCAACCACAUCAGCAACAACAAUAACAACAACAACAGGAACAAAAACAGAAACAAAUCUAUCUGAUAUAAAAUCAACAUUUAAAACUGAUAACAAAUAUAAGGAUACGACUUUUGGUACAAAUAAAGAAACAUUAGAUACAGAUACAGUUGAUGAUAAAGAGUUAGAAAAAACAAUAACAACCACAACUACUACCACAACUACAACCACAAUUAUAACUACAAUUACAACCACAACUACAACAACCACAACAGAUAAAAUAACCUCAAAAAUAAAAUUAGAAGAUAAUAAAAAUUCUGAUAAUAUAAUUACAGAUAAAUAUGACGAUGCUCUUAGUACAAUAAAUUUUGAUAAGAAUACAUACAACACUAAUAAUAAUGCGGCAACAACAACCACAGCAACAACAGCAAUAUCAACAAAUAGUAUUCUUAGUAAAUAUGCUGAUUUAUUACCAAAGUCAAUAGAAUCAUCAAUAUCGUCUACAACAACUCCAUCGUCAAUAUCAUCAACAUUAUCAUUAACAAAAACAAUAACAAUAGCAACAACAGGUACAACAAUGCCAACAAAAACUUUAGAAGCAAUAUCAAAAGGAACAAUAGAUAAAUCAACAGCAACAACAACAACAGGAACCAAUAAUAUUAUAUCAGUUGCCGCAACAAAAGCAACAACCGAUAAUAAUAAUAAAACAUUUGGUACAAUUAAUAAAUCAGCUGCAAUUUUAGAUGAGACUGCAUCAUUUUUAGCUAAAUAUAAUUUAUCAAUAACAUCAACAUCGACAAUAUCACCAGUAACAACUACAAUAACAAAAACAUUAUCUAAUACAACAGAUAUUAAUAAAACAGAUUUAUCAAAUAUAAUAUCAACAACAUCUUCGAUACCAAUUACAACAGAUUAUAAAACAUUCAUAACAUCAUCUGGUUUAACGAAAGAUUCUCAAUUUCUUACUGAUACAAUUAAUAAAAAUUAUGAUAUACAAAAAAUUAUUGGAACAUCAGGAUCAGUAAUAACUACAUUAUCAUCAUCAUCUACUGAUACUACUGAUAAAUCAGUUAUUAUAUUACCAACACCGAUUACAACAAUAACGACAACAAUGCCCGAUACAAAAUCAACAAUAGAAAGAACUGCAACAACAUCAAUAAUUGAUACAUUAUUAAAUAAUACAAAUAUUUCUGAUAGUUUGUCAACGACCACUGAAACAACAACAUCAUCUGAUUAUAAAUCAUAUAAAGAUUAUCUAAGUAAAACACAAAGUAUAUUAAAUUCAACACAAUCAAAAAUACAAACAUCUCAUACAAAAAAAGAUGAUAGUAGUUUUUAUGACAAAUACGAUGAUCCUUAUAGUAAUCAAUUAAGUGAUAGCGGUAAUAAAUUAGUGGAUAUUAAAUCGACAAUAACAAUAGCUUCAAUACCUGAUGAUGUAAAAACCACGCAGACAACUACGCAACAAUCAAUAUUUACUACUACGACACCCAUGGUUGUUACUGGGGAUCAUUUUAAACCUACUAAAACUGAUAUUACGCCAUCGGUAGCAUUAGAGCAACAAAAAAAUUUAACAGUUAGUUCUGAAAGUGUAAUGCCUUCAACUUCACCCUCAUCAUUUUUGAGUAAUUUAACAGGGAUACAAUCAAUAGUGACACCAGCAUCAACACCACAACAACAAACUAAAGUGCCUAUUACAACUGCUCAACAGCAACAACAACAACAGCAGCUGCAACAAAAGCAGUUGCAACAGCAACAACAACAACAGCAACAACCAUCAUUCCCUUCGAUAAAACCGGGUAAAAUGUUUGGUUCUUUAACAUCAGGUUUAAAAGGUGUUGUUGGUGGAGUUGCUAAUCAAGUAACAAGUCAACAGCAACUUCAGCAGCAAAAAUUACAACAGCAACAACAGCAACAACAACAAAAACAACAAUCGCAACCGUUUGCUGCUGUAAAAGGUUUUGGUUUUGGUUUAGCAUCAAAAUUGAAAGUGCCAACAUUGGGUGGUGGUGGAACUAAUCAGCAACAAAAACCACAACCACAACCACAACCUCAAGAACAAGCUUCUAUUAAAACUGCUGUUACAACACAACAAUUACAACAACAACAAAAUCAAUUAUUUAGUAGCAAUAGUGGAGUACCUAUAAAAACAACUGUACCAGCAACAACUGCAUAUUCAACCGUACCUAUAACAUCUGACAAUUUAAAUAAUCAAUUAAAUUAUUAUGCCGCUGUUACAACAUCUACUGAUAUUGUAACAACGUCGGCACAAAGUGAACAAUUUUAUUAUGACAUAUAUGGUCGUCUAGUUCCAAAAACAACUUCAGUUACAACAUCAGCAUCAACUGUAACAACAUCAAUUGAUGCCGUUUAUGAACAACAACCUCAACCAAUGCAUAUUGAUACUGUUGCACCAAUAUCAACAAUAGCACCAACUACCACUAUUAUUUCUACAACAACUACAACAGGUAAAGUUGUUGAUUAUCGUUCUUACGGUUAUGAGGAAGAUAAUUACAGCGAAGAUGAUUAUAUCGCAACUGGCGAUAUAAUAUCUGACUAUCAACAAAAUUAUAUUAAUUAUAAUAACAAUUUAUUAUUAGCUGCUACAAUGGCAGAUUCGACAAGUACGUUGGGCUAUGAUCAACAACAACAACAACAACAGCAACAACAACAACAGCAGUUACAACAGCAAAAAGUAGCACCAGCUGUAACAACUGCUGUCACAUUAAUUGGUUCACAACAACCAAUUAAUUCUGUACAAGUUGUUACAGCUUCGAAACCUUUGCCAGUAACUACAGCACCACCAGUAGUUACAACAUCUCAAACGAAACCACCUCAACAAGCUCCUAGCAGUGGUGGUGGUGGGCUUUUUGGAUCAUUUUUAUCUAAAGCUAAAGAUGCAGCUGCUAUUGCGGCACAGGCUUCGUCUGCUUUAACAGCAACUGUAACUACCACAGCUCAAAAAUCUGAAAGUAAAAUUGUCAACGUAACUACUACUACCACUACAGGAGCUAAAACAAGUGGCGGUGGUUUUAUGAAUACACUUGGUGGUGGAUUUAUGAAAGCUUUAUCUUCUUCACCAAUAUCAACUUUAACUGAAAAGACUGGAUUAACUGCACAAGAACCAAAUCAACAACAAAAACUGCAACAACAACAGCAAUCUGAACAAUUAAACGAUACUAAACUGAUACAAAAUAAUUAUGAUGCAACAGUAACAACAGCUGCAACAACGGUAUCAACAACAGCAUCAAAUGAUAAAUAUGCUCAUGAUGAUGUUUAUAGUCAAGCUGGGGAUAGCAAUUAUUAUACGGACCAAUCACAGCAACCUCAAAAGCUUUUACCACAAGUACCACCAACAACAGGGGGUAAGAAAUUACCACAAAUAAAUGGUAAAAGUAGUUUGUUGAUGAAACAACAACCAACUGAAAUUGAUGAUGAAUAUGUUGAUGAUUUGAUUCAUGACAAUAAUAUCAUUAUUAGUGACGAUGAAUUUUAUGAUGAUGAUGAUUAUUUUGAUGAUGAAAAUGAUCGUCAUCAUCAAAAAUAUUUCGAUCAUAACAUAAAUAGUAAUAGUAGUAAUAGCACCAUGCAUCAUGCUUCAUCCAUUCAGUUCAAUAAUUCACAACAACAUCUCCUUCAACAACAUUAUCAUCAUCCAGUUCAUCAUCAUCAUCAACCAGUUGUUCAACCGAAUCAAUUAACAGCAGUUGGUAAUGAUUAUUUACAUCAACAACAUCAUGAUUUUAUGUCUAUAAAUGAUCCAUAUUAUGAUUAUCGUAAUGAUUAUUUCAAUGAAGAAGAUGAAUAUAAAUAUCUUAAAGAACAAGAAGCACAACUUGAACAACAGCAACAACAACAACAGCAACAACAAAAAUCUAAUAAAGAGCAAUUAUUACAACAACAUCAAAAACAGCCACCUUUAGAAUUUAUUGAAGAGAGUCAUGAUGAUUACAUUGAUGAUCCAACAUUAAAGGAUUCAAAUUUGAAACAGCAGCAGCAAUUAGGUGUUCAUAAAAAUAACAAACAACUUCAUUCAUUAAAAACACAAGAAACUAUUGAUGAGACAUCAGAUCUACUUGUCAAUGAGCAAAAACAAAAAGAUCAACAAUUAAAACAAAAUUUACGUAAACAAUCUAGUGUUGUUCUUGAAGAAGAAGAUGAAGAAGCUAUUGAAGAUGAUAUAGAAGAGGAAGAUGAAGGUGGAAUUAUUGAUGAAUCAUUAAUGAGUCCAUCAGAAAUUUAUGAACAAGAUGAUAAAUUAUCAGCAUUACAAUCAACAGUUAAUAGUAAACGUGGUUCAGCACAAUCAUCUGAUUUAUUGCAAUCAUCUACAAUAAUAAAUACAAGUAGUGAUAGUAAUAAAAUUUCUGCUGCUGUAGCUAGUGCCACUGCAUCUGGUAUAACACAAACUGGUACAACACUAACAACAAUGACAGCAGCUGGUGUUGCAGCCGCAGCUGCUAUAACAGCUGAUAUCAUUAUUGAUGGUGAAGAUUUACCAAUGCAAAAGAAGAAAAUUUUACAUCGUGGUGAAACAGAAGAAGUUGUAAGCGGCCAAAUGACAAUACGUAAACCAGAAGUUACUGCUAGACAAAGAUGGCACUGGGCUUAUAAUAAAAUUAUCAUGCAACUAAACCAUAAAAUUCUCAAAUCCCGUGAUCUUGUCGGAAAAUUAGAAAUACAGGCUAGAAAGAAAGCACAAAAUUAA
Messenger RNA from Condylostylus longicornis, 6597 nucleotides. RefSeq names its product mucin-5AC-like. The transcript has 20 exons. NCBI's taxonomy places the organism in Eukaryota, Metazoa, Arthropoda, Insecta, Diptera, Dolichopodidae. The record is from RefSeq and is a predicted model, not a curated record. Bases 1 to 6597 code for a protein of 2198 amino acids.